AUGGUUCAACUUUCCACAUCGCGAUGGGCUUCAGCUCUGGCCCUGCUGUGCGUGGGCCUGGCAAAUGCUCACACUGUCAUCACAUACCCCGGAUACCGAGGAAACAACCUUCACACCAAUGGUACUAUUGCUGAGGCCGACGGGUUGGGUGUUGCGUACGAAAACGGCUCAUACAUCUACCCCUAUGGCAUGGAGUGGAUCUAUCCUUGUGGUGGUAUGCCCCGAUCAACCAACCGUACCAAGUGGCCCGUACUGGGAGGUGCAGUUGCCGUUCAACCUGGCUGGUUCCCUGGCCACGAGACUGCCUUGAUCUAUGUCAACCUUGGAUUUGGCACCAUCCCUGAGAACAUGAGCCACCCUGUCGUUUCUCCUUUCCAGAUUACCGGCCCAACCAACAACCCUUACCCGGGUACCUUCUGUCUGCCACAGGUCCCCUUACCUGCGAACAUUAGUGUCAAGGCUGGUGAUAAUGCCACUAUCCAGGUUGUUGAGGUCGCAAAGCAUGGUGCUGCGCUAUUCAACUGUGUGGAUAUUACCUUCGCCGAUGUCCACGAUGCCGAGAUUGAAGAAGUCACUCGUGACAACUGCUUCAACUCCUCCGACAUUUCAUUCCAAUAUAUGUACACAACAGGUGGAAUCAAUGCGGCGCCAAGUCUGAAGCCUCAAACCUUGCUUGCCCUUGCACCGCUCCUGUUGGCAGGCAUCUUCAGCUUGGUGUAG
Molecule: messenger RNA, 720 nt
Organism: Penicillium verhagenii
Lineage: Eukaryota; Fungi; Ascomycota; Eurotiomycetes; Eurotiales; Aspergillaceae
Product: copper acquisition factor BIM1-like domain-containing protein
Exons: 3
Coding region: 1-720 (239 amino acids)
Source: RefSeq, a predicted model, not a curated record